Messenger RNA from Rhagoletis pomonella (apple maggot), 1530 nucleotides. RefSeq lists its product as uncharacterized. The transcript is spliced from 2 exons. Bases 1 to 1530 code for a protein of 509 amino acids. NCBI's taxonomy places the organism in Eukaryota, Metazoa, Arthropoda, Insecta, Diptera, Tephritidae. The record is from RefSeq and is a predicted model, not a curated record.
AUGUAUCGUCAGGUGCUUAUACAUCCAAAGGACCGUUCAUUGCAGUGUAUUUUAUGGAGAGACGCGAAGGACGAAUUACCAAAGGAGUACAAUCUCAAAACAGUAACAUAUGGUACUUCAGCAGCGCCGUUCUUAGCUAUCAGGACGUUACAUCAAGUUGCGAAUGACUACGAUGCUCCUUUGGCAGCAAAGGCGAUUAAGCAGCAUUUUUACGUCGACGAUUUUAUGGCAUGUGCCAUUAAUGCGCGCUUAGCAAUAGAACUCAAAAAUGAGCUUUGCACCAUCUUGUCGAAAGGUGGGUUUCAUUUACGAAAAUGGGCAUCAAAUUCUGGAACGUUCAUGCAGUCAAUUGAGACACGAGACCGGGAAUUAAAUUCAGAAACUAUAAUCGACACAUCUCAGGCAAUUAAAACACUUGGACUCCUUUGGGAUACAUCACGAGACUGCUUUAAGUACAGCGUAAAUCUACCAAUAAUCGAGCAAACUGUGACAAAACGCGCGGUAUUGUCAGACAUCGCAAAAAUCUUCGAUCCCAUUGGAUGGUUGUCACCAGUCGUAAACGCAAUGAAAAUAUUUAUGCAGAAACUUUGGCUGCGAGGUCUUGGCUGGGAUGAUGAGUUACCCAACGAUCUCUAUAAUAAAUGGACAGAGUAUCGGCAAAACAUCAACGACAUUCAAAAGCUACGAAUUCCGAGAUGGUUGGAAUUCGCGGACGAAACGAGCGUUGAGUUGCAUGGGUUUGCUGAUUCAUCAGAGCAGGCUUAUUCAGCAGCAAUCUACAUGCGUAUCCCAUAUGCGAAAGAUGCAUUUCGAACAAACUUGAUUGCUGCUAAGACGAAAGUUGCGCCGGUUAAGCAAGUUAGUUUACCUCGUCUGGAAUUGUGCGCCGCACAUCUUAUGACAAAACUAAUGACAAAAGUUCGCAGCGCCCUGAACUUGUUAGACGCCGCAGUUGUCCGAUGGACUGAUUCAACAGUCGUUCUGGCCUGGUUAUCAGACCAUCCACGUCGCUGGAAAACUUUUGUUGCCAACAGGACGGCACAAAUACUUGAGGUCAUACCAGCAGAACAAUGGCGACAUAUAUCGUCACAGAAAAAUCCUGCAGAUCUGGCCACGAGGGGAAUUCGGCCUAACGAGCUCAUCAAUAACCAGCUAUGGUGGCAUGGCCCAAAUGAGUUACGACAACUGGUCACAACAUGUGAUCAUACACCAUCCGUUCCUGAGGAUACUGAUUUAGAAGAACGAAAAGAAACGAUGUCCCAUGAAGCCACCGUUGAAGAAAUUGACAUAUUCGACCGAUAUUCCAGCUACACUAACCUUCUACGAGUGACAGCGCUUUUGUUACGAUUUACAGAUAAUUGUAAGGCUAUGAAAUCAAAGCUUGAAAUGUCAAAAUCGUUUUUAACAACAAAUGAACUACUGCGGGCGCAUAACGCUUUGGUUAGGAAAGCUCAAACAGCAUCAUAUGCGCCGGAAAUACGAAGCUUACGUCAGGAAGAGAAUUCUAAAAAACUAAGCAAAUCGAAUUAA